Molecule: messenger RNA, 654 nt
Organism: Acaulospora morrowiae
Lineage: Eukaryota; Fungi; Glomeromycota; Glomeromycetes; Diversisporales; Acaulosporaceae
Source: the annotation of a GenBank genome assembly
AUGAAGUUUGGCUUUAGUGUUAUUAUCGUUGCUUUUGUCGCUUCCUUGAUCUGGAAAUCAAGUGAGGCAGCAAUCGGUGCACCCAAUACCUUCGGGUCUCCACCGCCAUCUGGUAUCUGCCGGGGAAAUAAACGUGGUUUGAAACCUGCCGACGGUACGCAAAUUGCAAAUGGAUUUUGUUCUAGUCAACUCUUUGGUGAAAUUCCAUCCUCCUCCAAAAUGGUCUCUACUCGCAUUCUCUUCCCCCAGAAUGGUGGCUUCGUGAAAUCGAACCAAAAUUUCACCGCACAGGUUAAGAGCGUCAACCUGAACACCGGUUUCUUUUCGGAUGCUGCUACGGAUUAUUACGAUCUACCACAACAACUUGGUGCUAAUGGAGCUAUCAACGGCCACAACCACAUUGUUAUCCAAUCAUUAGGAGGACCAACUGAUGUUCCGGAUCCCACUGUAUUUGCCUUCUUUAAGGGUUUGAACGAUCCUGCGGAUGGUUCGGGUGUUCUAAAUCAAGUUGUUGGUACUGCGAACAAGCCUGGUUUGUCACCAGGUGUCUAUCGCAUGUGCACCAUGACCUCAUCAUUCACUCAUCAACCUUUGAUUAUGCCUAUUGCUCAACGUGGUCCUCAAGAUGAUUGCGUCAAUUUCUUCGUCAAGUAG